Molecule: messenger RNA, 1197 nt
Organism: Pneumocystis murina B123
Lineage: Eukaryota; Fungi; Ascomycota; Pneumocystomycetes; Pneumocystales; Pneumocystaceae
Exons: 2
Coding region: 26-1087 (353 amino acids)
Cellular component (GO): cytoplasm
Molecular function (GO): glutamine synthetase activity
Source: RefSeq, a predicted model, not a curated record
AAAAAAGUCCUGUUUUCGUUUAACAAUGGAAAAGGAUAAAAACGUGUCUAAUUUAUUGAAAUACAUGAUCUUAGAACAACAUGGAAAAAUCCAAGCAGAAUAUGUAUGGAUUGAUGGGUCAAAUGAGCUUCGAUCUAAGACAAUUACUUUAGACAAAAAACCUAAAAGUGUUUCGGAUCUUAUUGAAUGGUAUUUCGAUGGAUCGUCUAGUGGUCAAGCGUCAGGAAAUGAUUCAGACGUUUAUUUACGUCCUGUGGCGUUUUAUCCAGAUCCUAUACGACAAGGAGAUAAUAUUAUUGUAAUGGCAGAAUGCUGGAAUCCGGAUGGAACUCCGAAUGAAUACAAUUAUCGCUAUGCAUGUUCUAAACUUUCAGAGAAAUAUAUUAAACAUGAGCCAUGGUUUGGAAUUGAACAGGAAUACACCCUUUUAGAUAAAUAUGGAGCGCCAUAUGGAUGGCCAAGAGGAGGGUUUCCAGCGCCACAGGGUCCAUAUUAUUGUGGUGUUGGCACAGGAAAAGUUUAUUGUCGAAAAAUUGCAGAAGCACAUUAUCGAAUGUGUUUAUACGCAGGAAUUAAAAUAGCGGGAAUUAAUGCAGAAGUGAUGCCAUCGCAAUGGGAAUUUCAAAUUGGACCAUGUUUAGGUGUUACUAUAGGGGAUGAUCUUUGGAUUGCUAGGUAUCUUUUAGUUCGUAUUGCUGAAGAAUUCGAUGUUAAAAUAUCUUUUCACCCUAAACUUGUUAAGCAAUUUAAUGGUGCAGGAUGUCAUACAAAUUUCUCCUCUAUAGAAAUGAGAAAAGAAGGUGGCAUGGAACAUAUUUUAAAUGCUAUUUCGAAACUUAAAAAAAAACAUGAAGAACAUAUUAAAGUAUAUGGAGAAGAUAAUAAUCAACGUCUUAUAGGCAUUCACGAAACAGGGCAUAUUGAUCACUUUAGCUAUGGAAUUGCUGAUCGUACUGCAAGUAUUCGCAUUCCACGUAUAUGUGCAAAACAGGGUUAUGGAUAUUUUGAGGAUCGCCGACCUGCAUCGAAUAUUGAUCCAUACAGGGUCUCUAGUAUUAUAAUGGAAACAGUUUUUUCCGAUAACUAACUUUUAAAUAUGAAUAUUUAUUUUUAGUAUUAUAUCGUAAUACAAAAAAAGACAAAAAUCAUGGUUAUUAUUUUGUUAAAACUCAAUAAUUUAUUAAAGAAAAUUCUACC